UUCCCCAUGAGAGGGAACGACCACAAACCGAACCUAAUCGCUGAUUCAGGACCAGUUUCCCUCCGCGAAAAAAGGGCUUUGUCCAGUCGAUGACUGUCCUGGAGACAGUGCUAAGACAGGAGGCGUUGAGGGUUGUCUAGAAGGCUUUUCCUGAAGCAACGGAGAUUUGCCAAGAUGGCAGCCGUGUCGGGGGUACCGAUUCAAAGCAGCAGCCCCGCAAGAGAACUUUCUCUGACGGGUCCAACCGGGGGCACUUCUUCAGUUGGAGAGCGAGUAAAAGCGGAAGAAGGAUCAGAGUCUGAGAAACAGAGUCGUGUGACUGCAUUGCUGGAGAAACUACAUGCCAAACACAAUGCCUCACGUCCAUGGCAGGAGACCUGCAAAGUGGUGCGACAAGCUAUGGAGAAGCGUGGGGGGAUGAACCCUGUUGGUCACCAGUUGCUUCUCACUUGUUUGGAGACCUUGCAGAGGGCCCUUAAAGUGUCGUCUCUCCCCGCCAUGACGGACCGCCUGGAGUCUAUUGCGCGGCAGAACAUGUUGAACUCUCACCUGAGCCCAGGUGGGACGGACUGCUACAUCACCUCUGACCUGUUCUACGUGGAGGUUCAGCUCGAGCCCACCGGACAGCUGAAGGACGUCAAAGUCGCCCAUCAUGGAGAGAACCCAGCGAGCUGUCCGGAGCUGAUUCAGCACCUGAGAGAGAAGAAUUUUGAGGAGUUCUCCAAACAUCUCAGGGGCCUAGUCAACCUGUACAAGCUCCCUGGAGACAACAAACUGAAAACUAAGAUGUACCUGGCUUUGCAGUCUCUGGAGUCAGACCUCACCAAGAUGAUGAACAUGUUCAGGCUAGCCACCAACGCCAACACGGUGGAGACCAUCCUGCACGGCAGCGUGGGCCUGUUGACCCCUCGCUCCGGGGGACAGCUAGUGACCCUGCAGUGCUACGUGUCGCCCUACGACGUGUUCGAGGAGGGCCCGGGCAACCAGCUCAACGUCAUGGAGUCCAACUCCCCUCGUCCGAUAGGGGUGAGUGUAUCUGUGACGGUGGAGGGGACCUCCACUGUGUGCAAGCUUCCCAUUGCGCCGCUUAUCACAGGAUCACACCCAGUGGACAACAGGGGGACGCCGUCAUUCUCCUCUGUGACCAACUCUAACUGUGUGGACCUGCCAGCCUGUUUCUUCCUGAAGAUGAACCGGCCCAUGCCCUUCGCCUUCUCCUUCAUACAGAGAAUGGGCAAUGCAACUGGUAUUCCUGUGUUUGACACACACCCCGUGUUGUCCUCCCUCUAUGAGCUCAUCAUUCAGUCCCAGCUGCAGGAGGAAGGGGAGACCAGCCCACAGCCCACACCCCAUAACAUGCGCUUCUAUGCAUCAUUGCCAGGGCAACAGCAUUGUUACUUCCUGAAUGGAGACGCGCCAGUGCAGGACGGGCUCUCCCUCCAGGGGGCGCUAGUGUCCAGGAUCCCUUUUCGGCAUCCCGCCCAGGUGCCUGCCCUGCUGGACAUCAUUCGGCACCAGGCCGCCUACAACACGCUGAUUGGCAGCUGCGUCAAACGCACCCAGCUCAAGGAAGACACCCCUGGACUACUACAGUUUGAGGUGUGCCCCCUCUCUGAUUCCAGUUUCAGUGUGUCUUUCCAGCAUCCUGUCAACGAGUCGCUGGUUUGUGUUGUGAUGGAUGUGACGGAUUCCAGGCAGGUGACGUGUAAGCUCUAUAAGGGCUCAUCAGAUGCCCUCAUCUGCACCGAUGAGUUCAUCACCAAGGUUGUCCAGAGGUGUAUGUCCAUCCCAGUCACCAUGCGUGCCAUCAGGCGGAAGGCGGAGACCAUUCAGGCCGACACUCCGGCAUUGUCCCUGAUCGCAGAGACCGUGGAGAGCAUGGUGAAGAAGAACCUGCCCCCUACUGGCAGCCCUGGGUAUGGCAUGGGCACAGGAGAUGGCAGCAACCCCAUGGGCCUCGCCGGUGUCGGGGGUGGGAACACACCCACCGGUGGGGGCACCAGCGGAGGAGCUGGGGGUCAGUUUCCAGGGGGCCCCAUCACAUCACUCUUCAACAUGCCCCGCGGUUCAGGAGGGGCAGGAAUGGAUGGCAUGGGGCAGACAGGUGGGGGCAACCAGGGGCAACAGCAGCUCCAGCAGCAGCAGCAGCAGCAGCAACAACAGGGCCACGGCACAGAUGACUUCAGCAAGGUCACGCAAAACCCCAUCCUGACCUCGCUGUUGCAGAUCACCGGCAACGUCGGUUCUAGCCCCUCUACCCAGAAUGCCCCAGGGGGCUCCCAGCCCCCCCAGACCCCUCCGCCGACCUCCUCCCCAGCCAGCAACACCAAGAACCACCCCAUGCUGAUGAACCUACUGAAGGACAACCCCUCGCAGGACUUUGCCUCACUGUAUGGAAGCAGCCCGUUAGAAAGACAGAAUUCCUCAGGGUCACCCAGAACCGAUAACCUUGGCCAGCCCUGCCCCGGCGGACCCGGUACGAAGGGUAAGAAGAAGCGACCCAGGGACAAAGGGGUGGUGGGACCAGGUGGAGUCGGUUUGAAACAGCAACAGCAGCCUUCCCAACAGCAGGCGGGUGGCCCCCUUCCCCAGCACCACCACUCCCACCACCCAACCGAAGACGACUUCCACCGCGAGCUCUUCUCCAUGGACGUCGACGCGUCGCAGAACCCCAUUUUCGACGUCAACCUUCCCGGCGAUGGUCUGGACACCCCCCACAGCAUCACGCCAGCCCCCAGCCAGUGUGGAACUCCUCCGGCUGGCCCAGGGAUGCCCUACCACCCACAGUCCCACCUGCAAACCACCUCACAGCCUCAGCCCCUCAACCGAGCGGUGCGGCUCUCUAGCUCUGACAGCAUAGGGCCUGACAUAAACGACAUCCUGUCGGAUAUUCCGGAGCAGACCACUAAAGGAAGUGGCAGCGGUCACGGGCAGCACCACAUGGGAGGGGAGGAAGGGGGAUCCCUGGGCACCCCUCCCAGGGAUUCGUCAAGCUCAGGGCAGGGGAGCGCAGUUUUUGACUCGGACCUCUUUAACACCAACAGCAACGAGAACCCUUUCCCCGACGCGGCGGACCUCAUCGCCGAGGCUGCAACUGCGGCCACCCCCAACAGCGACACCUCGUCAACUAACUUCUUCCCCGACACAGUAGACUUCAACCCGGAGUUACUGUCUGGCCAAGGAACCUUCUCCCAGAAUUAUUUUGAUGACAGUUCCCACAGCCCCGACCCGGACUUAGACCUGAAGGGGUUUGGGGGCGGCAGCCAGCAGAACACCCCGUCUAGCACCCCGCAGAACCCCACCUCCCACGGCCACAGCACCCCAGACGCCUCCCUCAAGGACCCUUUCGACAUGAGCAUGGUUUUUGGGGGGAACAGUGGCGGGGGCAAGCCCCUUCCGGGCCUGGCUCCGGAUCUGGGGGACCCCCACCCCACCCACUCGGGUGGAAGCCAGAGUCCCCUCAUGAUGGGUAUGGGAGGAGGAGGAGGAGUAGGUGGCAGCGGGGAGUUCAAGAGUGGCGACAUCAAGGUGAAACAACAACAGCAGCAGCAGCAACAGCAGCAGCAACAGCAGCAGCAGAUGAUGAGAGGGAAGGAUGAUAACGGAGGAGGUGGUGGAGGAGGAGGGAGUGGAGGCAUGGUUGCAGGCAUGGGCAUGAGUGGAUCAGGGGGCUCCGAAGGGAAGCAGGUGAAGCGGAGUCGCACCCCGUCCAGCGAGGGCAAGUCCAAAGAAAAGCCACCCAAGCGCAAGAAGCUGGAUCCCGAUGGCAAGUCGCCCUCGCACAGCUCUGGGGGGCGUCCCUACACCCCGCCCAGCGGCAGCAUGGGGUCAGGGGGCUCCAUGGGGGGAGGAGGGUCAAAGUCGCCAGGGAGUUCAGGACGAUCGCAGACCCCGCCCGGAGGUGCCACCCCACCCAUCCCUAAAAUCACCAUCCAGAUCCCCAAGGGGACGAUAACGGGCGGGAAGACGUCCUCACACGGGGGUUACACGUCCAGCAGCUCGUCGGGGGGGAGCUCUGGAGGAACGAGUGGCUCAGGCGGAAGCAAGGGCCACCAUUCACACUCCUCGUCCUCAGGGAAGAUCAAAAGCAGCAAGAUGGAGGGUUCCAUGGGACAGAGCGGCAGCUCCAAACCGGUGGGUGGAGGGAGUGGCAGCGGGAUGCCCUCCCAGUCCAAAAGCUCCUCCCAGGGAAUGGGGGUGGGCAAGCCAGGCUCGUCCCCCAUCACCAAGCACGGAAUGUCUGGAUCAGGAAGCGGCGGCAGCGGAACGGGAAGUGGGACGAAGAUGAAGCCUCAAGGCGGGAAACCCCCUGGGUCCCUUAUGAAUCCCAGCAUCAAGCCGAACAUCUCCCCUUCCCACUCCCGCUCAGGGGGCUCAGAGAAACUCUCUUCCCCCAUGAAGCAUCAACAAGGCCAAGUUCCGGGCACCCCCCCUUCCUCCAAGGCAAAGUCCCCCAUAGGCUCAGGUGGGGGGAGUUCGGGGGGGUCCAAGUCCUCCUCCGGUGGUGGCAUGGGUUCCCAGAAGCAGAUGGGUGGAGGUUCCUCCUCUAGCUCCUCCUCUUCCUCUUCUAGUUCUUCAGCGAGCAACUCCUCCUCUGGGUCGAUUCCUUUUUCCUCAGGUAGCCAACCCCAAUACGGGGGAGGAGGGGGUAGUGGGGGAGGCGGAGGAGGAGGUGGGGGUGGGAGCAACAACCCAAAUGCGAAAGGCAAGUCUCCUAGUCGCAAUAAGAAACCCUCACUUACUGCAGUGAUAGAUAAGCUGAAGAAUGUCGGUGGGGUGGGUAUAGGUGGGGAGGAAGGCCCUGAGGGAGGCUGUGGAGGUGGGGGUGGAGGGGGUGGAGGUGGAGGUGUGCCCCCUGGUGGUGGAGUAGGGGUAGUGCCUCCCAACAUGGGGCCGUCAUCCUCCUCUAAACAUGGCAUGUCCUCACAGGGCGGGGAGUACAAGCGGGACAAGGUCGACAAGGAGGGCAAGUCUAAGGUGUCCGUCUCCGGGGGCAACAGCAGCGACAAGAAGAUGAUGGACUCCAAAAGCGGAGGCGUGAGCAGCACCGGCGUGGCCAAGAUCAUCAUCAGCAAGCCCGACGGGGGUUCCCCCAGCAUCAAGCAGAAGGUGACCCUGCAGAAGCCCGAGGGGUGCGGGGAGGGCUCCAUGCGGCCCCAGCACAUGAAGCAGUCGCCUCUGUUCAGCGGCUCCACCCCGAAGCACGACCGCAGCUCGCCGAGCCACAGCCGCUCGCCGGGCUACACGCCGCUGAACCCCGACAGCGAGAGCGAGUCCGGCAGCAGCUCGGUGGCCGAGAAGUCGCACCAGAACUCGCCGAGCUCGGACGACGACCAGGGCGGCAUGCGGCCCCUGCAGCACCAGCCGCCGCAGGACUACCUGAGCUCAAUGGCGGUGAGCAUGGGCGAGAAGCACAAGAAGCACAAGAAGGAGAAGAAGAAGCAGAAGGAGCGCGAGCGGGAACGGGAGCGCGACCGAGACCGGGACCGGGAACGCGAGCGGGACAAGGAGAAGAAGAAGGCGUCCAUGUCGUGCGUGCCGUCCUCCCACCCCAUGAAGGCGGACAGCUGGUCUCGCUCACCCAUCUCGGCGGCUGACCCCUCCAUGUCCAUGCUGGGGUCGGAACGCACGUCGAGGCCCAGCCCCGUUUACAUGCGCACUGAGGACGACGACCUCAUGGACUCUGCUGUCACAGGCCACCUAGAGCCUUUUAAGUGAAGCUAAAAAAAAAAAUCUUAUUGUAAAGCAGUUUUAAAAUGUGUUGACCGAGUUGGCCUACUGUCAUGCAGAACUGUUCACAAAUCAUUCUUGAAGGGGAGUAGGACUCCCGCUUUCAGAGCAAAUUGCUCUGUUUGCCAUUUUGUUUCUUUACAGAGAAUCAGGUCAGGGUGCAGGGCGUCUUGUGCUUGAUGCCAGGAAGGGAAGGAUAUCUAUGUAUUUUAAUCAAGCAAUUAUGAUGGAAUGUUCUCAAGGAUUCUGGAUUCUUUGUAUGCAUUCCCAAUGCGACCGCCAUUGUUACAUUAAGUUAUUAAAAAAAGAAUGACUUCAUUGUUUGCUACAAUGUUAAUGUAAAAGUAUCAAACCAAAAACAUUUUAAUUGUAUUAAGAAAGAUGCAUGUCACUGUAUUUUUUAAGAAAAAGAACUGUAAAAUUUAUUGUAUUUUUCCCUCUGGACACCUGUUUUUCAGUAAAUGUCUACAACAGCCAGUUGUACAGUGUUACCUGCCUUAAUUUAGUUAAACAUUUUUUAAAGAUUUUCUUACAUUGGAUGUCAUCUUUUCAAUGAAACAUAUUUUAUGAAUAACUGGUAGUUUUUGCAAGUGCAAAUCGGCUAUUUUAGCUGUUUGGAGAAAAUUCCUUUGAUUUUAUUUCACUUAGCUUUUACUUUUUUUUUAAGUAGCUAGUUUUGUGCUAUUGAAAUAAACAUUUCAAUGCAGAACGUCAA
Alosa sapidissima (American shad) is the source of this 6445-nucleotide messenger RNA. It is a transcript of the gene med1, whose product is annotated as mediator complex subunit 1. The transcript has 17 exons. Gene Ontology annotation, biological process: regulation of transcription by RNA polymerase II; cellular response to thyroid hormone stimulus. The coding region runs from base 175 to 5718 and encodes 1847 amino acids. Gene Ontology annotation, molecular function: nuclear vitamin D receptor binding; transcription coregulator activity; nuclear retinoic acid receptor binding. The record is from RefSeq and is a predicted model, not a curated record. NCBI's taxonomy places the organism in Eukaryota, Metazoa, Chordata, Actinopteri, Clupeiformes, Clupeidae. Gene Ontology annotation, cellular component: mediator complex.